UCUACAGAGCAAUUAGACCGGGUCUAGCCCGCUGCUAGAUGCACUGUAAUUUUCGGCUAAAAUCCCUACCACGAUGACCGUGAUCCAUUGAGUCGUCGAGGACUGUACGCACGAUAAUGAUACGUGGGUGUUACAACAACAUUGCGAUCAACAAACUGUACGAACGAUCGUGCGAUUUUAAAAAUAAUUGAACGACCCUGCUGCGUAAAAUGGGUGCCACUGUGGGACUGUUACUGUUGACUCUUUUGUGUGCUAGUGUCAGUGGAGUGCAAGGCGAGUGCAGACACGUGAAGAACGACGACAUGAUAGAGUACUCAUGCGAGGGCGGUCAGCUCUCCGAUUUGGACGGCCUUCCGGACUCCACUGGAAAGAUUCGCAUCACGAACAUGCCAAUAUCACGGAUAACCAGGAAUACGUUCUCAAGGUUUGGCUCCGAGCUUUGGGUCCUCGCCAUCUCCCACUGCGGUAUAGUAGACAUCGAGCCAGGUGCUUUCGAGCACCUGAUAAAUCUCCAGCAGCUGAGCUUGGACAACAACUACUUGACCGCCGUCGAGGAGUCCUGGUUCAGAGGUUUGAAUGACUUAACGUUCUUAGACCUGAAUUUCAACAACAUACACACCAUCGAGGACGGUGUGUUCAAGAAUCUACCUAGUCUCAUAGAUCUGAGGCUCUCUGGUAACCGUUUGGAAUGCUUGAACCUCAGCGAUAUGGCUCACUUGAAACUGCAGAGGAUGUUCCUCAGCGAGAAUUCAGAGUUUAAGUGUCCCAAUGCGGUGAGCAGCUACCUUGAAGAUCGUGGGGUGAUGUUCGAAAGAGACCCCGAGUGGAAUAAGAUUCCCAAUGACUUGGUCCCCGUGGAAACUCCACUCGAGUACGAAGACGUGUACGAUGAGACCACUUCGGUUCCAACGACGCAGCUACCUAUGCAUCGAGAAAGGCUGCAUCCCGCUUCAAGACCUUCUACGCCUCGUCCCAUGGAAUCUACGCCAACGUACCCGCCACUGUGGUUCUACACUACCGAAGACGUUGUUUAUCAUCCAAUGCGCGUCACUCCCGAUUGGAGAACUACGCAAAGACCAUCAACGAUCGGCUACGAGGACACCCAGUCGUUCACAACAACGAUGUCACCUUACGACAUCGCGAGGGGAGUCCAUGUUCCUCCUAGAGUUAUACCUGUUCAAACAACCACGGAUACGCUUGACAUAAACAAGCUUGACAACUUGGACCUGACAGUCCUAGGACCUCGACCCAGUUUUCCAGAAUCCACCAACGCCAGGCCUGAAUUCCCGAUUUAUACGGGCAGCGAUCCGUUCCCAUUGGCACCUGGCCCGAAUGAUCGUCAUGAAACUCCACCUUCCGUGGAUUCCAACGUCGACCGCACCGCUGACCCGCCUGAAGUCGCCUGGCCGGACAGAAACACCUGGGAUAGGGAGUAUCCACCCGCUGUGGAUAAUAGAUUACAAGGUCAGGAAACGGGAUACUCAGGUCCUCCAGAGUAUAGGGUCCCGCCAACCGUCGCUCCACCGUCUCCAACUCACGUUGUUAGACCUCAGCAGCCAGAAGUGCCAGAAACGGUUCGACCAGCUUGGCCAGAAGUCCCAGAAACGGUUCAACCACGUUGGCCAGAAGUGCCGGAAACGGUUCGACCAGCUUGGCCAGAAGUCCCAGAAACGGUUCAACCAGGUUGGCCAGAAGUGCCAGAAACGGUUCAACCAGCUUGGCCAGAGAUCAUCCAGACACCGUAUUACGAGCACCCGAUUACUGUUCAUACGCCACCUGUAGAGAGCCUUCCACCUGGCCAAGUCGCAGGACUCCCGCCAAUCGAGACAACCACCGAUAAACCGUUACCCAAUUGCGGUCGUAGGAAUCUGUCUUCGACGAUGGAACGAUCGUUCGUUGUAAUAUUCAUCUCUGUUCUCCUGGUCUACAUGGGAGACGUCCUUGUGGAGGGAUUUUAGCUAAAAAUUUCUUAUGUUCAUAUUAACGACUAUACUUCAUCGACGAAACACGCUCGUUAACGCGAG
Messenger RNA from Hylaeus anthracinus, 2024 nucleotides. RefSeq lists its product as uncharacterized. Bases 210 to 1958 code for a protein of 582 amino acids. The record is from RefSeq and is a predicted model, not a curated record. Gene Ontology annotation, molecular function: protein binding. Lineage: Eukaryota; Metazoa; Arthropoda; Insecta; Hymenoptera; Colletidae. Gene Ontology annotation, cellular component: plasma membrane. The transcript has a single exon.